AUUUCAAUUUGCAAAUUUCAACAUCCUUCAGCAAUAUUCAUUGUCCGGCAGUACAGAUUUUACUCUGAAUGUGCUAACACAAUAUUCACUUAUAUUCCAAACGUGUUUAUAUUUCGGAAAAAAAUAAAGUUAAAAAAAUACAAAAAAAAAGUAAAUAAACUGCAACAACCAAUCAAAGCCCCCAAAAAAGAAAAAGGAAAAAAAACGAUUGAAGGAGAAAUUUACAAAUAAUAAUAAUCAUGGUGUACACGGGUUACGAGCACUGUGCGUUGAUGCCCACUCCAGACCAAUUGGAGUACUACGCUGAUGAGGGAGAUGAAGAAGAGAGCCACGCAUUGCAGCCACCGUUCCAUCGGGUUGUCAGCCUCAUUGACUAUGAGGUGACCGUCAAGCAUCCAUUGGAACAUACCUGGACACAAUGGCAUUGGGAGAACGAUCGUAGCAAAUCCUGGACUGAUAUGCUCAUCGAGGUGACCAGUUUUAAUACUGUCGAGGAUUUUUUCAGUGUCUAUUACAUCAUAAAGCCACCAUCUGAUUUGAAAAUUUUUAACGAUUAUAUGGUUUUCAAAGAGGGAGUACGUCCCAUGUGGGAGGAUGAUGCGAAUAAGAAUGGCGGUCGCUGGAUAAUGCUCUUGGAAAAAGCCUCCAAGUACUUUGUCAAUAAGAUGUGGCAUGAUUUGCUUUUGUGCAUUCUUGGCGAGUGUUUUAACUACUCUGAACAAAUUUGUGGAGCUGUCAUUAAUGUGCGUAAUAAGGCGAAUAAGUUAUCUCUAUGGACAAAGGAUGCGGAUAAUCAACAAGCCAUUCUAUCGAUUGGACUUCAAAUGAAGCAAUUACUUCAAUUAGGCGAUAUGGAGAUACAGUAUCAAGCCCAUAAGGAUGCGAUGGUACAGCAUGGGCCCAAUGUGAACGCACUAUAUAAAUUGUAAUAAUACUCGUAACUUGUCAGACUCCGUACACUGUGUUGCGCCGUAUUUUGGGAUCGGAGUCUGGACACAUUAUUAUUAUUUAUUUGUUCAGCCUUCAUCUAUCUUGAGUCUUCGUAUAUGCUUAGUUCUGGCAAAGAAAUCUGCAUAUACGAUCGGCUCGGAUCAGAUAAAGUAAUCGCGCAACCCCCCACCCACUCACCCUAAACACAAGUACACACUCGUAUAUACAUAUGUGAAUAUUUUAUACAGAACCUUAUACACCGAAACUCGACAAACCAACAAGCACAAAAAGAGAAAAAAAAAAAGUAAAACAAAAAAGAUAGAAACGAGGA
Molecule: messenger RNA, 1261 nt
Organism: Drosophila willistoni
Lineage: Eukaryota; Metazoa; Arthropoda; Insecta; Diptera; Drosophilidae
Gene: eIF4E3
Product: eukaryotic translation initiation factor 4E1
Exons: 5
Coding region: 240-929 (229 amino acids)
Biological process (GO): translational initiation
Cellular component (GO): eukaryotic translation initiation factor 4F complex; cytoplasm
Molecular function (GO): RNA 7-methylguanosine cap binding; translation initiation factor activity
Source: RefSeq, a predicted model, not a curated record